AUGUGUCGCCGCGAUGCCGAUGCCAUGGGUGCCAACCUCGACAUUGCCAAAGGUCGUGAGGUUCUGCCCAAGAACGUCAAGCCCCUCCACUACCACCUGACCCUGGAGCCUAACCUCGAGACCUUCCAAUAUGAGGGUAAGGUCNNUCUUGACGUCGUCGAGGAUACCACAUCCAUCUCGCUGAACACAAUCGAUAUUGACAUCAAGUCCACCGAGGUCCACUCGGGCUCCAAGCUCAUUACUUCCUCGCCCAAGGUCUCCUACGACGAGAACACCCAGACAACAACCGUCUCGUUCCCCGACACAAUCCCCGCUGGCCACAAGGCUACCCUCACACAGACCUUCACCGGUACUCUCAAUGACAACAUGGCCGGUUUCUACCGUUCGAGCUAUAAGGGCGAGGACGGCAGUGACAAGUACAUCGCCACCACUCAGAUGGAACCCACCGAUGCUCGUAGGGCAUUCCCUUGUUUCGAUGAGCCCGCUCUUAAGGCCGAAUUCACCAUUACCCUGGUCGCCGACAAGAAGUUGACUUGCUUGAGUAACAUGGAUGUUGCCCACGAGAAAGAUGCUCACAACGGCAAGAAGGCCGUCACCUUCAACAAGAGUCCUCUUAUGUCGACCUACCUUCUUGCUUUCAUCGUUGGUGAGCUCAACAUGAUUGAGACCGACGCUUUCAGACUCCCCGUCCGUGUCUUUGCAACACCUGACAAGGACAUUGAGCAUGGCCGUUUCUCUCUUGAACUCGCCGCCAAAACCCUGGAGUUCUACGAGACCAAGUUCGACAGCAAGUUNCCCCUUCCCAAGAUGGAUAUGGUUGCUAUCCCCGAUUUCAGCGCUGGCGCUAUGGAGAACUGGGGUUUGGUCACCUACCGUGUCGUUGACCUUCUGUUCGAUGAGAAGACGAGCGGUGCUUCCACCAAGCAAAGAGUGGCCGAGGUUGUGCAGCACGAGCUUGCUCACCAGUGGUUCGGUAACCUUGUGACCAUGGACUUCUGGGAUGGUCUCUGGUUGAACGAGGGUUUCGCUACCUGGAUGUCGUGGUACUCUUGCAACGAGUUCUACCCUGAGUGGAAGGUGUGGCAAGGCUACGUCACGGAUAACCUCCAGAGUGCUCUCGCUCUCGACUCUCUCCGAAGCUCUCACCCUAUCGAGGUACCUGUCAAGCGUGCAGACGAGAUCAACCAGAUCUUCGAUGCCAUCUCAUACUCCAAGGGAUCCUGCGUUCUCCGUAUGGUUUCCAAGUACCUUGGCGAGGAGACUUUCAUGGAGGGUGUCAGACGCUACCUGAAGAAGCACGCCUUUGGCAAUACUCAGACCAACGACCUCUGGGCUGCUUUGAGCGAUGCCAGUGGAAAGGAUGUUGAGAAGAUCAUGGAUAUCUGGACCAAGAACGUCGGUUUCCCUGUCGUCAGUGUUACCGAGGAUGCCAAGAACAACUCGGUCCACGUCAAGCAAAACAGAUUCUUGCGCACCGCAGAUGUGAAGCCUGAGGAGGACAAGGUUCUUUACCCUGUCUUCCUUGGUCUCCGCUCCAAGGACGGUGUUGACGAGGAGCUCACACUCGAUGGCCGUGAGAGAAGCUUCAAGGUCAAGGAUCUUACCUUCUACAAGAUCAACGCAGACCACUCGGGUAUCUACAGAACCUCAUACUCUCCUGAGCGCCUGCAGAAGCUUGGAGAGGCCGCUAAGAAGGGUCUUCUUACCGUUGAGGACAGAGCUGGUAUGAUUGCUGACGCUGGUGCUCUUGCCGCAUCUGGCUACCAAAAGACUUCCGGUGUCCUGUCCCUGCUCCAAGGCUUCGACACUGAGCCCGAGUUCGUCGUUUGGGAUGAGCUUACUGCCCGUAUUGCCUCGGUGCGCGCAGCUUGGGUCUUCCAAGACGACAAGGUCAAGAAUGCACUCAAGGCCUUCCAGCGCGACCUUGUCAGCAAGAAGUCGCACUCGCUCGGCUGGGAGUUCAAGGAGAGUGAUGGUCACAUUGAGCAGCAGUUCAAGUCGCUCCUCUUCAGCAGCGCAGCUCUCUCCGGUGACGAGAAGACCAAGGCAGCAGCACUUGAGAUGUUUGAGAAGUUCAAGAACGGUGACAGGUCAGCUAUCCACCCCAAUUUGCGCGCCGGUGUAUACGCCGUCGCCCUGCAGAACGGAGGCGAGGCCGAGUAUGACGCUAUUUUGAAGGAGUACAGAACUGCCAAGGAUGCAGAUGCACGCAACACAGCGCUGCGCUCGAUUGGACGUGCUAGACAGCCCGAGCUCAUCAAGCGCUCGCUUGCCAUGGCUCUUAGCAAGGAAGUCAAGGACCAAGAUAUCUACCUCCCUCUUGGUGGACUUCGUUCGCACAAGGAAGGAAUCAUCGCACUCUGGGACUGGGUCAAGGUCAACUGGGACACUAUCUACAAGAAGCUUCCUCCUGGUCUCAGCAUGCUCGGCAGUGUUGUCAGCCUCUGUACCAGCAGCUUCACCAGCGAGAAGCAGAUCCAGGAGAUUGAUGCAUUCUUCAAGGAGCGUAGCACCAAGGGCUUCGACCAGAGCCUGGCACAGAGCUUCGAUGCAAUUAGAGCCAAGGAGGGAUGGUUGAAGAGAGAUGCUGAGGACGUAGAGGCAUGGCUCAAGGCCAACAAGUACCUAAUGCGCACCGCUGGCGAUGAACGAGAGCGCUCACCACACCCCUAUGCCCGCCGUGGCCGCCGAGCUGCCAAAUCCGAAGAGAGCAGCAACUACCACACAUCAACAAACCUGUCGAGCGAGAGCGGCACCGAAGCCGACGAUGAGCGACCGUCCCAAUACCUGAAAGCCCUGCCACCACCUUCUCUACGGCCUGCCAAAGGACUGCGACAGGAAGAUGGUUCGCCGACCCCACUGCUCACACCCUCGCAACUCGACAACCAAGGCCGCCGCUUAUCCGAAGGCUACUUUGAUCACAAACCAGCGCAGACGCCAACAGAGCAUGCCGAAGAAGAUGAACUGCUGCUCGCCCGACGGCUGUUCGAAAAGAGGAGGAGAGCUGAACGCAUCCGUCGCAUCUCCGAGGGUGCUCUGCUUGCUGUCAUUGGGCUGAUCAUCACACUUGCUCCCUCGGUGACACAUGCUCUCUGGAACUGGCAUCGAGGUAAUUCCGGCAGUCUUGGACUCGUGAGUCAAACACUGAUGCCUUGCAGUNNAGAGGUCGCCUCUCAAUUGGCCAUUGUUGCCCUCUUGAUUGCCGUAUACCCCGUGAGGGUGAUAAUCUUCUCUCCUUCCGACGACACGACUCGUCCCAGAUGGCGCCGCUUCCGAGUGCCCGCCUCUUUCGAUCCUGCCUCGAUACUGUAUCCUACCUUUGUUCCCGUCCUGAUCGCCCUUUCUUUGCUACCACAAUACCCUGCUCUACUAUUACCGAACCUAAUCCUGGGCCUGGCUUCUCUACCGCCACGUCUCUUUCCACCCCUAUCUCGUCUCAAGGACAUCAACACGCUCCAUUGGAUUGUUUCCAUCACUCCGCUCAUCUUCUCCGAGAACACCGAGCUGCCCUCUUCGGCAUAUCCUCCUUCACCGUACAAGCUCAAGGCAAGCCAGCCUGCCUUCUUGCAGCCUGAGCUCCUUACUCUGCUAUAUCCUCUCCAUCAGGCUUUGUUGCCCCCACUACACUACUUAACCACAACCAGUCUCUUGGCGGCUGAGAAGCAUCUUCUAUCAGCUGGACUAAUCAAUCUUCUCCUUUUCGCAACCUCGCCCCAGACUGCUAUUCUGCGUGCUCUCCUAUGGGUCGGAGGCGUCUGGAUUCUGGUACUAUGCACUCAUGUCGCACGCUGGAAUGUAGCCCUUGCACGUGUCCCUAGAUGGAGAUUUCGACGGACCGCCUCCAAAUCCGGUCGUUCGCCUUAUGCAAAGAACGAUCUUCUUUCCCACCUCACGAAAUGGGUCUAUCCCUUCACGCGCUAUCAGAACGACGACAGCGAUGCCGAUGAGGAUGUUCCACUUCAGAAGAUUCAGUCUCAAACUCGCAAAACGCCCAAACUUGGUAUCAACACCAUCUUGGCUGACCACGACUUUUAUGAACCAAAAUCAGCAGCUGAAGCAAAUCCACCACCCCACCGAGACUCGGUAGUCGAUGCGAAUGACUUUUCUAGGAAAAGGAGACAUACCAUUGCCAGUAUGGAUGUUCCCACUUCAUUGCUCGGCAACACCCCAAACGCAGCUGCUCAACGAAGACAUCGUCGACUGCGCGAUUGGCACCUAAACUUGACACCUGAGGGUGCGUUCAUGUAUAAAUGGGCGUAUGCCAUUUACAUCUUCACGACCAUUGCCUUUGUCAUUCUGGUCCCAGUACGCAGAACGAUCUCAGAUGCUGCUCUCAAUUCGGCAGAGCCUAUCAUCUGGGCAUUCGAGUAUCUCUUUUCAGACAUACCCACGUUCUUCAAUGCGUUCUCUUCCAGGGUCGAUCGCAUUGCUUACAAAGAUGAGAUUUUGCAAAAUCUGUCGUUCCAUGGGUCUUCUGUUCCUGGUGUGAGAGCUGCAGUGGGUGCGGCCAAUACGCGGCUUCUCAUCGUUGCAUAUUGGGCGGCUGUCCUCUGUGUCGGUUUGAUUGCAGUCUUGCGUCUGACCCCCUUCAUCGAAGUGGACACAAGGCGAAAAGUUUUUCACGCGGUCAUGGUUACCAUGCUUUUGCCCUCCAUUUUUGUAGACCCUUGCUUUUGUUCGCUAGCCCUCGGACUCGUCCUCGCCAUCUUCUUGAUCCUAGAAAUCAUCCGCGCCGGUCAGGUUCCUCCACUCGGCAUUGCUAUUGGCAGCUUUGUCGCACCAUACGUUGAUGGCAGAGACUUGCGCGGGCCUAUGGUUGUCAGCCACGUUUUUCUGCUCAUCGGCUGUGCUAUCCCGCUAUGGCUUUCUCUUGCUGGCAUCGGCAGGACGAAAUCUGGUCGCUGGCCUGGCUGGGAGACGGAGAACGAGAGUCGCGAGGUGGCUAUGGUGGCGGGAGUCAUCUGUGUAGGUAUGGGCGACGCAGCAGCCAGUUUGAUCGGUAGACGCUUUGGGCGCUGCAAGUGGCCUUGGAUAGGUGGCAAGAGCCUUGAGGGCAGUGCGGCUUUUGCUGUUGCCGUGACCAUUGGGUUGUUGCUUGCCAAAGCGUGGGUGAGGUUUGGAAGGUGGGCUGAAGUGUAUGACACUCCUGAGACGCUUGUUGCUUCUUCUCUGUUGCCUUCAUGUAUGGGCUUUUGGGGUUUAGAGGUGUUCAAGAUGUUUGUUUGUGGCUGUGGGGCUUCAUUUAUGGAAGCUGUGCUUACGGGGGCCAACGACAAUGUUGUUGUUCCUGUCGCUUUGUGGCUGUUGGUCAAAAGUAUGGGUAUAUAG
This is a messenger RNA of Aureobasidium vineae, 5328 nucleotides long. NCBI's taxonomy places the organism in Eukaryota, Fungi, Ascomycota, Dothideomycetes, Dothideales, Saccotheciaceae. The record is from the annotation of a GenBank genome assembly.